UCGUUUCGCCGUCUCCUUCCCGGCUCUAGAAACAACAUGGUGGAGACAAUGAGGGCUAGAAGGCCGCGAAAAUUCUGAGGCACGGUGACCCGGAAACCCUGGAGAGAGGAGUCCUAGUUACCGGAAACCGUACUCGAAGCUCGGAAAUCCGUGAAAGCCGUAACCUAGGAUUAUUUUGUGUUACCCGGGAACGUGGGCUGAAAACUCCCGCCUGAUAUUGGGCUUUUUUAUUUUUAUAAUAGGCCUCGGUGAGGGGCUCCUUGUCAACUAGUUUUUACCUCUCUGACUGUGGUCAUCAGCAUGAAGCUCACAGAUAACGUGCUGCGGAGUUUUAGGGUCGCCAAGGUGUUUCGUGAAAAUUCAGACAAAAUCAACUGCUUUGACUUCAGUCCCACUGGAGAAACUGUGAUAUCCAGUAGUGAUGAUGACUCCAUCGUGUUAUAUGACUGCCAGGAGGGAAAGCCCAGGAGGACAUUGUACAGUAAGAAAUAUGGUGUUGAUCUAAUCAGAUACACACAUGCAGCCAACACAGUCGUCUACAGCUCAAACAAAAUUGAUGAUACUAUCCGAUACCUCUCCCUUCAUGAUAAUAAAUACAUCCGUUACUUCCCAGGGCACAAUAAAAGAGUAGUUGCUUUAUCUAUGUCUCCAGUGGAUGAUACAUUUAUUUCUGGGUCACUGGAUAAAACCAUCAGACUAUGGGACCUACGUUCUCCUAACUGCCAGGGUCUAAUGCAUCUCCAGGGAAAGCCGGUCUGUUCUUUUGACCCUGAAGGACUUAUAUUUGCUGCCGGGGUAAAUUCAGAGAUGGUCAAAUUGUACGAUCUGCGCUCUUUUGAUAAGGGUCCCUUUGCUACUUUUAAAAUGCAGUAUGACCGAACGUGUGAAUGGACAUCUCUAAAAUUUAGUAAUGAUGGAAAGCUUAUCUUGCUUGCAACCAAUGGGGGCUUCAUCCGACUUGUCGAUGCUUUUAAAGGUGCUGUCCUACAUACAUUUGGGGGAUACAAUAACAGUAAAGCAGUUACUUUGGAAGCUUCAUUUACUCCAGAUUCACAGUUCAUUAUGAUAGGUUCAGAGGAUGGCAAGAUCCAUGUCUGGAACGGAGAGAGUGGAAUGAAAGUGGCAGUGCUGGAUGGCAAACACACGGGACCUAUCACUUGCUUGCAGUUCAACCCCAAGUUUAUGACAUUUGCCAGUGCUUGUUCUAACAUGGCUUUCUGGCUCCCGACCAUUGAUGACUGAUUUACUGGUGCAUCCCGCUCAAUCAGUUUCUCUUUAACUAGGAGGUGAUCUUAGUGACAAUUGGAACCCCUUCAAAAGCUAACUCUACCUAGCACCUAAUACAUGAAGGGAAUGAAAUAUGAAGUCUCCAGUAUUCCCAUUCUUCAAUAACAAAUAGAUAUGUACAUAGUUUUUUUGCCAAAUUUAUCAACACACUUGGAUUUUGUUCAUCAGUGUUCAAUUCACAGUUCAAACUUUUCCAUUGUUGCAGUUUCCAGAUCAUUUUACCUGAUGGUCUUUUGAAAGAAAGUUGUUCACAAGCCUUUUCGUAAUUCUGUGGUAACAUUUCUUAAACAUUUUUUUCCCCUUCUCAUCGAUCGCCUCAUUUAACGUGUGGCAAAUCGUUCCUACAUUGUGUUGUGGUUGCAUGCUUGAGAUGCUUAUAACAAACUGUGGCUGCCUCUCCCUACUGGGUAACUGAUUAUAUCCUGUAAGGUGCUUAAUAUCCUGAGUCUUUUAUACAUUUAUUAUCUGGUCUGUGUAUAUUAUCCUGUAGUGCACUGUUGACCUGGUUAUGCCUACAUUUUUUUAUUAUAGAAACUGUUUCCACUCUGGUUCUCACGACAAUGCAUUUUCCCACGUUGUGCUACCAUUAAUAUAAUUGUUUUUGCAUAUUACUUUUAUUGUUCUUCCCAAGGAAACAUGAAAUUUGCUGAGGGUAUAAACCGCAAUUUCAGGUGCAAUAUUUUAGGCAAAGCACUUCUUAAAAUAUGGGCAAUAUCCAAUUUACAAUUGCUGUUAUGCUCUUCUGUUUAGUUUUUGGUUAAGGAAGAAGUCAUUUUUAAGUAACUUUGUAAUAGAAAAUUAAUGUGAUUUAUUUUGUUAGAAUAUGUCAUUUUAACACUACUCAUCCUGGAACUCUGUGUUUUAACAUUGGCAAAUGAGUUAAACCAGGGGUCAACAAAUCUGUUUAAAAUUUUGGAGCCAGUAAGAAUAUUUAGUAGCCAGGCAUAUACUUUAAGCCAGACUGUGGUAUCUGUAUAUAGAUCUAUGGAGAAUAACCCAGAGAGUUAGGAGCCAGUGGCUCCCAAGCUCCUGGGUUUGUCGAGCCAUUCAGAAAAAUGUAUCAAAUUGUCUAAAAAAAAUUCCCAUAUACAUUAAUGGUGAUUUUCUGUUGAAAGCCAUUAUAUAAGUAUUUUUAAAGUAUUGUGAUCAACCCCAUAGUCAUGUUCAGGAGCCAGAAAGAACUGCUAGUCGCAAUCAGGAAACAGAGAUAGUCGCACAACGCUGCCAUUGACAUGCUGAGUCCAACUCCAGGGCUACAAUGCUCCCAAGCAGAAGUUUGCGUUUAACCGCUAUUGAGGGGGGUAAACCCACAAUUCCUUAGUGAGUAGUGCAAAAUAUUACAUGUGCUAACGAUUUAGAGCACGUCAUUAUUUUACUUCAAUGUCCCUUAAAAGCGAAUGCACCUGGGUUUUACUGUGCCACUUACUGGAUUUCGGAUUUCCAAUGUUAUUUCAUUUUUUAAAAAAUACAGCUAUCAAAUGCUGAAGAACCAUGCUUGUCUUUUGUCAUAAGCCUUACCAAAUAAUUGCUGAAAGUUAGUAUUGUGUAAGCAGCUGGUCCUGCUGUAAAUAGUGUAUUUGUCAUAAAUUGUUUACAUGUGCACAGUGGCGAAUAUUCACGUUUCUGAUAAAACCGCCAGUUUUUUUUUUUUUUUUUAAAUAUCAAUUUAUUGGAUACUGUAACAAGACUAUUCAUUUAGGCUGUUUUGUUCACCUGAAGGAUUGUUAUGGAUCAAAAACAUUUGUAACUGCUUUGAAGAAUUACAUUCAUAUCUGAAGUUUUCAUAGUAAAGAGCCAAAUUCAUUAAUAUUUGGUGUUUCUAUGCUAAGCAAUAUAACUUUUUUUUAAACAUCUAUUAACCCCUUAAGGACCAGCGAUGUACCCUGACAUUUGCGUUACACCGUUGCUUGCGACGGGAACCGCACUAUUAUAAACAAAUAAACCUUUAACGACCGGCGACAUACAUGGUACGCCGUGGUCGUUAAGGGAUUAAAUAUGAAGGAACUGAUAAAUUUAUCUUCUGUCCCAGCAAAAAUCCAGUUGUGUAAAACGGUUGCUUCCGAGUGAAAGGGGUAUUAAAAAAAAAAAAAAAAAAAAAGUGUUUGCAACCACAGCAGUAUUCCAGAAAAAUACAGAUUUCAUUCUUCAAAUAUUUUCUACUUGUCAGGAACCUGAACAUAGUUUCACCUCUGUAUAUAGGAAUGUUACAUUGCAAGAUUACAAUUAUAUGCAGAUAAAAAAUCCAGAUGUUUCUUGUACAUUGUUUUUUUUAUAUAUAUAAAUAAAAAAAAAUGGCCUAA
Molecule: messenger RNA, 3587 nt
Organism: Bombina bombina (fire-bellied toad)
Lineage: Eukaryota; Metazoa; Chordata; Amphibia; Anura; Bombinatoridae
Gene: WDR82
Product: WD repeat domain 82
Exons: 9
Coding region: 301-1242 (313 amino acids)
Cellular component (GO): Set1C/COMPASS complex
Molecular function (GO): protein binding; chromatin binding
Source: RefSeq, a predicted model, not a curated record